AUGACUCAGCUACCCAUGUCUGCCAGCGACCCAGAUAACUACCCUUUGGCCGCCCGCUCACGGUUGGAGUUGGAUCUCAAAGUCCUGUGCGAAGACUACAAGUUCAUUGUCGUGGCCGAGCAGUCGGACGAGCUUUUCCAUGUCCGCCGCUUUGUGUUGCCGUGGAUGGGCCCCGACGGAACUCUAGUGGAUGAGGUCUGGUACAGCGGUAGAUUCCCAGAAGAUAGCAUACCCUACAAGACAGUUGGGUUUGACGUCCACAAGUACCACCCGCAUACCGGCUCGUUGAGCUACAUGGAUCGCACCCUCGAUGGACUGGCCUUCUUCAUUGGCCCCAACGACGGUUUUGCUCUCCAGGCGGCUCAUUAUCCCGGGCUCAAGCCCGACUCCAUCUACUACACUGAUACCAGGUGCAUGCCCGACUGGUCCGACCAACCAUAUGGAGGCCACGAUGUGGGCAUCUUCAGCUAUCGAGAUGAGACUAUCUGGCCCUGCUAUUAUUCAUGUGAUAUGAGCAAAGCAAUGAAGAUUGUGCCCGCACCUAAGUGGUUCACGCCCACCAAUCCUGUUUAA
Striga asiatica is the source of this 573-nucleotide messenger RNA. Lineage: Eukaryota; Viridiplantae; Streptophyta; Magnoliopsida; Lamiales; Orobanchaceae. The record is from the annotation of a GenBank genome assembly.